ACACAUGUACCCUACCCAAAAAAUCUACACUGCGUUCAAACCUACACAAAUGCAAAAUCGCCAACCAACCGAUUCUUUCUCUUUCUCUCCUAUCUCCAUUCCUCCUUCAUUCUCUUACUCGUUCAUUUCUUACCAGUCUUACACGUGUCACCGGGUAUUGCGUUCGUCUUCGCCAAGCAGAGUUUCUACAUAUAUCAGCGAUAUACUCGGCGCUCUCCCCUUCAUAUUCGAGUAAGGUCUCGCGAGUAUCGCACGCGUUCUUCUUUUCCUCAUCGCGGCAGAAACCGAGUGACAAUUUUCCGUUGUUUUUCUCGGAAAAGACAAGCAAUGAAGACGUUCACGGCUCAGUGAAUGAUUAUCGGAGCCGUUCGACGAGGAUCUUGACGAGAAGAAUCGAAGACGCGUUCCCGGUUGAAUAGUUUCGCGAGGGAUGAUGAUACGAUCGAGCCGGCGAGCGUUUUUAAUUACUAGUUACGUAAUUCGAGGUUAGUCGCGCGGAAAACGACGCCAGCUGAAACGGAGCUGUUUGAUGCCGUUCGGGUCCAUUGUCUGAUAGUGCGGUGCUCAAACAGGACUGGUUUCGAGAACGUAGUGUGAUUUUAAUCGUGUGAGCGAAAAUUCGUUGAGGAUUACUUCGAAAACAUUCGAAAACGAGACACACGGCGGACUUUGCUCCACAAUUUCAGCCAGUUCGAACAGCAAUUGCUGUGGUUAGCGUAUUCCGCUUCAAGAACUCCACUUUCUCAAGUUCGACUGUUGUGGAAACGUUCUCCAGGAAACAUGAGCGCCGGAGAAAUGAAGAAUAUGAAGAACAGCGUGAACAACCAGAACAACGCCGUGGGGCCAACGGAGACGACGGCUCUGAGGCAAAAAUUGGAGAGUUUCGAUGAUAUUCUACCGUACGUCGGUGAUUAUGGCAGAUACCAAUGGCUGCUGUUGUUAUCGUUGUUACCUUACGGUGUUACGUACGCUUUCUUGUAUUUCUCCCAAUUCUUCAUCACGAUCAUACCUUCGGAACACUGGUGCAGGAUUGAUGAAUUGAUGAACUCGAAUUUUACUGCGGCAGAUAGAAUUCGAAUAGCAAUUCCGAAGACAGGAGAGUAUCCUUACUACGACCAGUGUAAUCGGAAAGAUUUGAAUUUCGCGGAGCUCCUCAGCAGCGGCACAGACCUGCACUCCAUGGAGUUCCGAACGAACAAAACUGCGCAAUGUACGCGAUGGGAAUACAAUUUCACGCAGAUCCCAUAUGCUAGUGUGGGUGCCGAGCUAGAUUGGGUAUGCGACCGAGGGUACCUCGUAUCGACGGCGCAGGCGAUCUUCUUCUGCGGAUCCAUCGUUGGCGGUUUCUUGAUCGGCUGGAUAGCAGAUCAUAAAGGUCGGAUACCGGCUUUAGUAUUCUGCCUGGGUAUCGCUCUUCUAAGCUCAAUCGCCACCGGCAGCAGCAAUAGCUUUUGGUCUUUCGCUGUGUGCCGAUUCCUCACUGGACUCGCGUUCGACAACUGCAUCAACAUUCCUCUUAUAAUCGUAUUGGAGUACAUGGCGGUCUCCAAACGCACACUGGUGGUAAACGUGGCUUUCGGUAUAUACUUCGCAAUAGCUAGCACCAUUUUACCGUGGAUAGCAUACUACGUAUCUAACUGGAGGUGUUUCACUUACAUCACUGCCAUACCAUUGAUGUCCGUGUUCGUUACACCAUGGAUCCUGCCCGAGAGCGCCCGAUGGUACGUUUCCAACGGAAUGAUGAACAAGGUUGUAAUGAAGCUGCGGAAGAUCGCAAGGAUCAACCGCAUGUAUCCGGAUCCUCGUAUUUAUGAUGUCUUCGUUACCAAUCUGGAGGCUUCAGAGAGAUUGCAAGAGACAGCAACAUUGGUUGAUCUCUUUAAAUCACCUAGGUUGUCAAGGAAUACUAUUCUUCUUGUCCUCUUUUGGAGUUUGACAGUGAUCUCAUUCGACAGCCACGUGUACUCGUUAAAACUCAUUCCAAGCUCGGUUUUUACGUCUUUCUCCGUGGCGUGUUCUACGGAACUUCCGGCUGGUUUGUUACUGACCGCAGUGCUGGAUCGAUGGGGUCGUAGAUUAUGUGGAUUUCUCACGAUGGCGACAACCUGCUUGUUCACUAUCAUCGAACUGCUGCUGCAAUCAAUAACUGCCAAGCUGGCCAUGUCGGUGUUGUCACGGUUCUGUCUAAACAUGGCAGCUAACAUUGGACUUCAAUACGCAGCUGAAUUACUACCAACUCCCGUCAGAUCACAAGGUGUAUCAUUAAUUCAUAUUUUCGGAAUAAUUGCACACUCUAUAGCACCAUACAUCACUGAUACCGCAAAACUUUGGGAGGGACUCCCAAUGCUAAUAAUAAGCAUAGUAUCGUUCCUCGGCGCCAUGUUGGUUUUGUUCCUGCCGGAAACCGUCGGUCAGAAUCUUCCUCAGACGAUCAAGCAGGGCGAAGAAUUCGGAAAAGAUCAACAAUUUUGGUCCUUACCGUGCUAUCAAAAAACUUCCUACGAUAACCAACGACAUUACGGUUCCUGAAUAUUUAUAAUCAUUCAAUUUCCAUUUUUCAUUUCAACGAAAACACGAACUGUAACAACUGUGUUGAAGUAUCACCGUGAUACUUUUAGUACAUCAAGCAUGUUAUUUUGUAUUUCUCUACUUUUAUUAUCUAUUUCUAAGUCUUGUGAUAGAAUCACCGAGAAUACUUAGAAUUAAUGUUCCUACAUAGUUUUUUAAUGUUACGUUUUAUUUUAAGAGUUUUUUCAUCUGUUUUUGUAUUAUGUUACUCGUUCAAAAGUCAGCAGUUGGUUCCGUUAUUUAAAAUGUUAAUAAAAAACGGACUAAUUUCUCGCAUAUUCUUUUUACAAUAUUUCUUACAUUACAACGUUUUAACCAACUGUACUUAAAAAUGUUUCUUUUUAACAGUAUCAUAAUUAUGAUAUAGUUAAUUGUAACAUUAAGGUUAAAACGAUAAUGUAACACUGUAGAAAACAUUGUGAAAUGAGCUCCAACUGCUGGUUUUUUAUCCAUGCUUAAAACCGUGGAUAGUUUGAUUAGGUGAGAAAAGAAUUGUCAACUGUGCCAUCGAAUGACGAUCAGUGUUCGUCGUUGUAUCAAUAACAACGCUAUCAACUGAAAAAUACGUCUUACUUUUAUUUUCGCAUCAACCUCUCGUUUUAUACACGCUUUACAUAUUUCUGUAAACCAUCCAACUUCGAGUCGUGACCUACUUUAGGUUACAAAAGUUUGUUUCUUUUUCAUGAAGGGUUUUCUUCCCUUGCAAUAUGUUAUU
This is a messenger RNA of Megachile rotundata (alfalfa leafcutting bee), 3283 nucleotides long. Its product is annotated as carcinine transporter-like. Gene Ontology annotation, molecular function: transmembrane transporter activity. Gene Ontology annotation, cellular component: membrane. The record is from RefSeq and is a predicted model, not a curated record. Lineage: Eukaryota; Metazoa; Arthropoda; Insecta; Hymenoptera; Megachilidae. Gene Ontology annotation, biological process: transmembrane transport.